Lodderomyces theae is the source of this 1701-nucleotide messenger RNA. RefSeq lists its product as uncharacterized. The transcript has a single exon. The record is from RefSeq and is a predicted model, not a curated record. NCBI's taxonomy places the organism in Eukaryota, Fungi, Ascomycota, Pichiomycetes, Serinales, Debaryomycetaceae. The coding region runs from base 1 to 1701 and encodes 566 amino acids.
AUGCAUUUCCUAACCAUAGCCCAUUGCAAUGAGGGUAAAUUGGACUAUAAAAAAGUGUUGCGUACUCAAUCGAACAAGUUUAUUGAUUGGGAUGUUCCAUUCUGUUUAUUGAAACCAAGUGUUAGUGAGAAUGUGGUUGGAAUGAAUCAGUAUCAGAGCUCAGUAAAAGCACCACUGAAGAGCCAAGGUCAAAAGAAUGGAGAACUCGAUUAUGACAGUUUUGUGAAUGUUGGAGGUAGGUACACGAAUACAUCCACAUCACAGGAGCAACAAAAACAACAGUUGUAUAGUCAUCACCAAACUCAAGGCGUAUCCAGCACAGUUUUGAAAAUGGUCAAACACAAAUCCGGUCAAGUCAAUCAAUUGUUGCGCAAGAAGUUUGAUUCAGCAAUGGAGAAAUUGACAAAUGGGAAAUGGAUUGAAUACAGUGGGAGAAACAAAAACACCUUCAAGAUUGACCAACAACACCAUCAAGAAGGUGAAACAUCUCAGUCUUUGCAAUCCGACACAUAUGACAAACUUGCGGGAACUUUCAAUAAUUGCAACCAACAAGAACAACAACAGCAGCAGCAGCAGCAAUCAACCGGGCGCCUCGCCUAUUCCUCAUCAUCCUCCUCCUCCCCAUUGCACACCGCACUAACUCAAGAAAUCAACAACUUGAUCUGUUUCAAAAUGGCAAGACACAAACGUUACGCCAAACGAAAGAUCUCAUUUUUUAUGCCAUACACAUUCGUAGGUGCAAUUUUUGAGUGCUUGAUCCCCUUGGAUCAGAAACACGAGAUACUACAGUCGAUGCUCAUAAAUCUGCAAAGCGCUCAUCAUCAUAAACACCGUCUGCUGCAACAGCUACACCAUCUGCAUCACCUGGGUCAAAGAUUGCAGUCAAAUCACAAUGAAUUCUUCAUGGUGCUGCAAAGUUUCCAAAUCAAAUGCGACACUCAUUUAUCUAGACCCAUAGCACCACUCAUUGCCGAAGAUUCUACCAAGCAAUGGUUUGAAAACAAGUUUCAUCACUUGCUCAACCCAAAGUUCAUCCAAACCAUUCCAUACUUGACCACACCAACCCCACCUGCUCCGCCAUCAUCAACUUCGAAAGCAGCAUCAGCCGCAUGGACACUAUUACAACAACCUUUGCACCUCCUCACUACCCCGCUAAAAAUUCUUGGGUUCCCCAUAACCUCACCAAAUAACGCCAUGUGGUCAUCAUUGUCCACGCCAACAUCCACCUCCACGUCUUCGUCUUCUUCUUUUGCCUUUGCCUUUGCCUUUGCCUCCUUUUUGGCUGACACAUCCUGGGCAGACAAGAUUGACGUUAAUGAAGACUACAACUACAACGAAAUCGACCUACACUUGAUCAGCAAAAUAGUGGCGUACCUGGCAAACAUCCUAAACCAAUUAAUUGCCCCCUUUGAUUUCAAUGGGUUGGUCAAGGGGUAUAAUCGAGCCAAUGCGAAUGAAAGAGAGGAUGUACAAUCAGCAACACUGACACAAAAUGGAGACUUUCCACAAGAUGAAACUGAUAUACAUUCGCAAUCACCACUGGCUCACGCAAACUGUUCUUCCAAUGAUGACGGAACUUCGUCUAAGGGACUAUCAUGGGAUCAAAAAGUCAGCUAUUGGUUAGCUUCGCUCAAUGAGAAAUACGUCAAUCGUAUUUUGCUACAAAUUGAAUCUAAUUGGGAUAGACUAGACUUUGAUUGA